Astyanax mexicanus (Mexican tetra) is the source of this 9784-nucleotide messenger RNA. It is a transcript of the gene igf2r, whose product is annotated as insulin-like growth factor 2 receptor. Gene Ontology annotation, molecular function: insulin-like growth factor binding; signaling receptor activity; D-mannose binding. Gene Ontology annotation, cellular component: trans-Golgi network; late endosome; plasma membrane. NCBI's taxonomy places the organism in Eukaryota, Metazoa, Chordata, Actinopteri, Characiformes, Acestrorhamphidae. The transcript has 48 exons. The record is from RefSeq and is a predicted model, not a curated record. Bases 16 to 7593 code for a protein of 2525 amino acids. Gene Ontology annotation, biological process: lysosomal transport.
UUCUGAACGCCACUGAUGACGAAGCGCAGCGAGACCACGUGGCCACUAUCAUGUGUCGUCUCGUCAUGUGAUUGCAACAGCGGCAGCCAGUUCCUGCCAUCCAGACUUGCUGUAUCAUGUCGGACAUCGCGCUCUGACUGCGCUGUCGUGUUUAGGAAGCUGAACAGGGGCAGUAUGGGAGCGUGUAGCCCGGCUCUGGCUCGCCACGCCGCCUUCCUCCUCCUCCUCCUCUUCACCCUGCGGCGCUCUGUGUGCCGGGCCGAGGGGACCGAUGGCAGCCCGUGGUUUCGAGACCUUUGCAGCUAUAAAUGGGAGGCUUUUGACCAGGACAACAAGGUCAAAUACACCAUGAAGCUCUGUGCUUCGUCUCCCGACACCGAAUGUGGAGCCAGCAGUGCAGUCUGUGCCCAGAAUCUUGCCAGCAAAGGGAACUGGUCAGCAGGUGAGCUAGCCCUGCAGACGUCCUCUGAUGGAGUGCUUGUUUUUAACAGCACUCAGAAGUGCCAAGAUGCAACCAACAAAGUUCAGAGCAGCAUCAGUUUCCAGUGUGGUAAAACAAUGGGCACACCAGAGUUCAUCACUGUUUCGCAGUGUGUGCAUUACUUUGAGUGGAAAUCAUAUGUCGCCUGCAAAAGAGAGAAAUUCAAACCACAAAAUGAGGUGCCGUGCUACGUCUUUGAUUCUGAUGGAAAAAAACACGACCUCAACCCUCUCAUCAAAGUGACAGACGGCUACCUGGUCGAUGAUUCAGACGAUGAUGUGGACUUUUAUAUUAACAUAUGCAGAAAUUUGAACCGACCAGAGAGCCUGUGUCCUGUAGACUCUGCUGCCUGUCUUACUAACCGCAGCAGAUCCUUCAGCAUGGGUAAACCAGUGAAGCCUCUGGAGCUGAUCUCUAAAGAUAGGUUAAGGCUGCGGUAUGAAGGUGAAGCUGAAAGUGAGCUGUGUGAUGGACACAAGCCUGCUGUUACCAUCACCUUCAUCUGUCCAACCAGCAGACAGCAGGGGAGCGACCCCAAGCUGACAGCCAAGACGAACUGCCGCUAUGAGAUUGAGUGGGUGACAGAGUAUGCCUGCCACAGAGACUACGUAGAGAGCCACAAUUGCACACUGACCAGCAAACAGCACGACAUCUCUGUCGACCUCACACAACUCACACACAGCUCUGGAGAAACCCCCUACACAGCUGAGGCCAAGAUCGGGAAGGACAGCUACAUUUUCUAUCUGAAUGUGUGCGGGGGGACCACAGCUGGCGAAUGCAAAGACUCCAAAGGUUUCAUAUCCUCCUGUCAGGUGAAGGAUGAUGGAACAGUGAACAAGAUAGCUGGGAGAUACGAGAAUCAAAUUCUGAGGUACUCUGACGGAGAACUCACUCUUAUCUAUCCAGGAGGAAGCAGCUGCAGCUCAGGCUUCCAGCGCAUGACCGUCAUCAACUUUGAGUGCAACUCUACUGCAGAGAAUGGCCAUCCAGUGUUUACAGGAGAGACUGACUGCACUUAUUACUUUAAGUGGCAGACUGCCUAUGCAUGUGUCAACGAUAACAAAGACUUGUUGUGCAGAGUAACAGACGGAAAAAAGCAUUACGACCUCUCUCCCCUCACUCGCUAUCCAAGAUCAGAUUCCCCAAAUCCAAUUCAGAACUGGGAUGCAGUGGAUGCUAAUGUUCCAGACUCUGAAAAAAAGCGUUUUUAUAUCAACGUAUGCCAGAAGGUCAUCCAGCAGAAGGAAACCAGCUCCUGUCCCAAAGAUGCAGCUAUUUGUGCUGUGGGAAAAGGAAAAUCGAUCAGUCUGGGUAAAUUCCUCUCCUCACCCCGGAAGGAGCCUCGGGGGAAUAACUUGAGGCUUGUAUACACUGAGGGAGAUGUGUGCCGGAAAAACACAAAGAUUCAGACCAUCAUUACUCUGAAGUGUAAGCCCGGGGAUGUUGAAAGUGCCCCCAUCAUGAGGAGUGUGUCCGUUGACGGCUGUGUUUAUGAGUUUGAGUGGCAGACAGCAGCGGCCUGUGUUCUUUCCAGAGCAAGUGGAGAUAACUGUAAAGUGGAGGACUCUACUGCAGGUUUUUCAUUUGAUUUGACGCCACUAAGGAAGGCCGGUGGAGGUUACUACAAUAUAUCUGAUGAUGAAUAUGACUACUUCAUUAAUGUCUGUGGGGGUGUUAAUUCUGAGAGUUGUCCUGGGACAGCAGGAGCCUGUCAGGUUGACAAAAGCAAGACAAAGUCCUGGAACCUUGGCGAGUUUAAUUCUAAGCUGUCGUAUUACGAUGGCAUGAUCCAGCUGGACUACCUGAACGGCUCCCGGUAUAACGACAAAAAACACACACAGCGAUCCACACACAUCUCCUUCCUGUGUGACAGAGAGGCUGGACCAGGAAAACCUGAAUUUCAGGUUGAGGAUGGUUUUACCUACAACUUCAGAUGGUACACUUCUUAUGCCUGUCCGGAAAGACCCCAGGAGUGUGUGGUGACGGACCCUGAUACUUUACAGCAGUAUGACUUGUCUAGUUUGUCAAGGUCAAAUGGGCCCAGCAACUGGCAGGCCAUGGAUUUGUCUGACCCCAACAAUCGGAGGAAGUAUUACAUCAAUGUGUGUCGACCUCUUAGACCUGUGUCCGGGUGUGAUCGGCUGGCCUCAGUCUGUGAGAUGACAUACGAGAUUCAGCAGGGGGUGCCAACUGAAAAAGUGACUGUCAGUAACAUGGGCUUGGCUCUAAAAGGGCCCGUGAUUGUAGAGGAGAACCAGUUGAUGCUGGAGUAUACAAACGGCUCAGCGUGUGACGCUGAUGGAGUGAUGACCACAUACACAACCCGCAUUCACCUCAUCUGCUCUAAACAAUCUGCGGUGCAGUCUUCAGGUCCACGGUUUUUGACCAGUCAAAACUGCACAACUAACUUUGUGUGGAACACAAAAGCAGCAUGCCCGAUCUCAACUGCGGUGGCUACCAACCAGACCUGUUCUUUGAAGGACCCCAACACAGGCUUUGAGUUCAACCUUGCCCCCCUGGCCUCCAAAACUGGAUAUAACACAACUGCAAAUGGAAAUCUGUUCAUAGUGAAUAUAUGUGGCGAGGCGUCUCAGUGUGGUUCAGAUGAAAGUAAGUCUAUAGCAGGCUGUGUGUUGGAGAAGGGGAAGCCUCACAGUCCUGUAGGAGUGGAGAGGUCUCUGCAAUUUUCCACUGAUGGGCUUCUCACACUGAUUUACAAAGGAGAGCUGGACAAACAGAUGGGCACCAGGGCCACCUUCACCAUUAACUUUGUGUGUGACCAGAAUGCCAGUACGGGCUCACUGAAGCUUAUUCGUGAGGAACUCGCCACAACUUCACACGUUCAGCAUGACGUUCUGUUUGAAUUCUCCACUGCUCUGGCAUGUGAGCCUGCACCUGUGGAUUGCCGUGUGACUGAUUCUCAGGGAAAUGAGUACGACCUGAGUGAUCUCAGUCUGGAUAAUAAGGCCCAUGUUCCCUUAGACACUUCAGAUCAGGCCAAGUCUCAGAAGUUCUUUAUCAACGUUUGCAAACCUCUGCCCCUUAUCCUGGGCUGCCCUAUUGGAGUAAUUGGAGCCUGUGGUCAGAUUAAUGGCAGAGGUUUGAACCUGGGAUACGUGCAGUCCAGCCUACAGGCCGCUUCUGAUGGCUCCAUCAGCAUCGUCUACCUCAACGGAGAUAAAUGUGGUGCAAAUGGUCGCUUUUCAACCCGUGUGAUCUUCCAGUGUGACGACAGCCCGGGCUCACCUAUAUUUGAUCGCAAAGAUGGCUGUGAGUAUGUCUUCGUCUGGAGGACCUCAGAGGCUUGUCCUGUGAAAAGGGUGACUGGCACAGACUGUAAGGUAAGGGACCCCAGAAGUGGCUACGAGUAUAACCUUAAUUUGCUGGCUGGGACCGACUACGAAGUGAAGAGUUCGCAGUAUGAAUAUCACUUUGCAGUGUGCGGCCCCAUUACAUCUUCAGUCUGCCCGCAUGGAGAAAAGAACACUGUAGCCUCCUGUCAAGUAGAGGGAUCGAGUCACAGGAUUUCUGGGGUGGCUACUAAAAACUUAACAUUUGAUGAUGGAGUCAUAAUGAUCAACUACACACAUGGAGAAACCUGCCACAAGAUUUACAGUCGAUCAACAGCCAUCCUCUUCUCCUGUGACCACAACAAGAGUCCAGGGAAGCCAGCUUUCAUUCGGGAGACAGCAGACUGCACCUAUAUGUUUGAGUGGCACACUGCUUUGGCCUGUCUGCCGUUUAAGACUACCGACUGCACCUAUAAUGAUGGCCAUGGAAACUCAUAUGACCUGUCCUCUCUGGCUCUGCACAACUCUAACUGGGUGGUCCUGCCUCAGUCUGGGAACAUGGAUCAGCGCUACUAUAUCAAUGUGUGCAAAUCUUUAGUGCCACAGAGUGGCAUGUGGGGUUGUCCAAGCAGUGCUUCAGCUUGUCUGAAGAAUGGUGAGGAGUAUGUCAGUCUGGGGGAGGCGAAGGAGAGCCCGCAGUGGGAAAGCAAUGUCCUAGUCCUGAAAUACACAGACGGGGCUUCCUGCCCUGGAGGAGACCGAAACAGAACCACCAUCAUCCGCUUCAAAUGUGACCAUGAGAAAGUGGACUCUGAACCCACUCAGACCUUUGCAAUUGAGGACUGCACCUACAGCUUUAUGUGGUUCACAGCAGCUGCUUGCCCUCUUAACCGCACAGAGCAUGGAGACUGUAAGGUCACUAACCCAGUCACUGGACAUCUCUUUGACUUGAAUGUGCUCAAUAAAUCUAAAGGAUACACUGUAUAUGACAGAGAGAACCCAAGAAAGAUGUAUAGGCUCAACCUGUGUGGGCCAAUGAAAAAUGCUGGCUGUGCUCCAGGAACAGGAGUGUGCAUCAAGGAUCCAAGCUCAGCUGUGAAUGGGGGUAAUGCCUCUAAGAAGCUGGUUUAUAAGGACCAGGUGCUGGAGCUCACCUAUGAGGGAGGAGACAUAUGUGAAUCCAAUCCCUCACUGAGACUCAAGAGCAUCAUCAGCUUUAUCUGCAAAUCUGAGGGAGGAGGCACAGAUGUGCCUGUGCUGGUAGACUACGACGAGGAUACCUGCACCCACUAUUUCUCCUAUCACACCCCUGUAGCCUGUGAGCAACAGGUGAAGUGUUCAGUUUUUAAUGGAACAAACCUGCUCGACCUGAGUCCCCUGAUUCACCUGAAUGGGUACUACACCGCCACAGAUGAGGAUUUGGAAAAGGACAAGUCCCCUGACUUUUACAUCAACAUCUGCCAACCUCUAAAUCCCAUUCCAGGGGUCACAUGUCCUCCUGGAGCAGCGGUGUGUAUGGACCCUGCUGAUGGAGAUCCAAUUGACAUUGGACGCAUCACAUCUGGUCCCAAAUACAAUAGAGCCACAGAUGAGGUGGAGAUCUUUUUUAACAGCAGUACACCUUGUGCUGUUCAACCCUCUGCUACUUACACCUCCAAAAUACUCUUCACCUGCCAGAGAGGCACAGAUUUGGGUUCUCCAGCCAUGAUUCGUCAGCAGGACUGCAUGUAUGUGUUUGAAUGGGCCACUCCUGUGGUGUGUCCAGAAACAGUCCACGCAAACGGCUGCUCGCUAAAUGUCUCUCAACUUCAGUACACCUUUGAUCUCACACAGCUCUCCAGGAAUGUUCAGGUCAGUGGUUCCUCCGGCUCCUAUAAGAUCAACGUAUGUGGUGCUGUGAAGGACAAAGGCUGUGAGAACAGUCCAGUGUGUCUGGUGUCCAGUGGUUCAGCCUAUUCCUUUGGCAUCAGCAAGGCCAUGAGUCUGAACUACAGCUGGGAGCAGCAGGCUGUGAUCAUGCAGUAUGGAGGUGGCGACCCCUGUCCUUCAGUGACUGUUGGGGGAGACGCAUGUGUUUUUCCUUUCAUUCAUAUGAAAAAGUCCUAUACGGAGUGUACUACUGAAGGCAACCAUGAAGGCAAAAAGUGGUGUGCCACCACAGCCAGCUUUGACAAAGACAGGAAAUGGGGCCUCUGUUCCAGUGUUACUGCUAAAAGGCAGUCGACCAUCCUAUUCACAUGUGAUCGUGCUGCAGGCCUAGGCACACCUCAGCUGAUCAGUGAAACGCAGGGCUGUUCUAGCAUGUUCCAGUGGCGCACCAAUGUGGUCUGCCCACCAAAGAAAAUGGAGUGCAAGCUGGUGAGCCAGCACCAAACCUAUGACCUGCGCACUCUGUCCUCCCUCACCGAACCAUGGAAGUUCAGAAAUCAGAACGAUGCGUACUACAUGAACCUGUGCCAGGGAGUCCAUGGUGGCCUGAUGGACUGUCCAGAAGGAGCUGCAGUUUGCCGCAGACGUGCCAAUGGAAAGACUGAGAAUCUGGGACUUGUGCACACCCAGACGAUGGUAGCAAUUGAUGGAAAUAUUCAGGUUAAUUACACCAUGGGCGAUGCUGUAUGUGGAAAUUCUAACAAAGCCAAAACUGUGGUGCAACUGACGUGCGGCACCACAGUGGGCCAUCCAAAACUCCUGCGUGAGGAUAUGGCAGCAUGUGAAUUCUGGGUGGAGUGGGAGACUCGAGCAGCCUGUGCUGUGAAGCAGCAGGAGGUGGAGAUGGUUAAUGGCACCAUCAAGCUUCCAGAGACAGGAGCCAUCUUCAGCCUUGGAGCCCUCUACUACAGACUCCACAAAGCUACAGGAGACAUCCGAACCAACGGUGACCGCUACAUCUACCACAUCCAGCUGUCUGGUAUCACCAACAACUCCUUGGCCCAGUGCCUGGGUGCUAAUAUCUGCCAGGUGAAGAGGGAUGCCUCCUACUGCAGAAAGAUUGGCUCUUCCACCCGGGCCAAGUACUAUAUCAAAGGGGACAACCUGGAUGUGCUGGUGCCGUCCGAAUCUAAGUGCGGCAGGGACCCAUCAAAAACUGUAUCAUCUGCAAUCUUGUUCCACUGCAACCCUGCCGUUGGAGAAGGCAUCCCAGAAUUCCUGUUGGAGACUGAUGGGUGCCAGUACUUAUUUGUCUGGCACACCUCCUCAGUGUGCGCCCUUUUCUCCUCAAGCAGACAGAUUGAUGAUAACAGUAAAGACAGUGUUGGACUGUCAGGGCGGAGUCAGGCUGUGGGGACAGUGCUUAGUCUGCUGCUUGUAGUGCUUACAGUCUGUCUACUUAUUUUGCUGCUUCACAAGCGGGAGAGAAGGGGCCUUGUUUUGCAGAAAGUGACCAGCUGCUGCAAGAAGGGAAAUCAAGUGUCCUAUAAAUACUCCAAGGUGAACACAGAUGAGGACGGCUGUGAAGAUGAGAUGGAGUGGUUAAUGGAAGAGGUGGAGGCUCCAGCACGAGGGCUGCAGGAGAACGGCCACGUCACCACUAAGCCAGUGAGCGCUGAUGCCCUGCGCUCCUUCUCAUUGGACGAGCAGGACAGCGAGGACGAGGUGCUGACCGUGCCGGGGGUGCGGAUCCACUCUGGCCGGAGCACAGGCCCCACCUCCUCAUCCUCCUCCCGGCUCCAGGCCGCCCGACAGAGAGCCGAGAGCGACGAGGACCUGGUGGGGCUUCUGGAGGACACUGGGAGCAGGAGCACGUCCAAACCGGGGGCCAAGCUCCAGAGGAAAACACAGCUGGACCCAGAGGACAGCGAUGAGGACCUGCUCAAAGUCUAAUAACACUGGUUCCACUCCCUGUAUCGAACCUCUGUCCAACUUCGCUCCAACCUUUUGCUCCUACAGUUUGUUCUCUUUCUGGUUUUCUAAAGGGAAAAAUCUAUUUAUCUGUAAACUGUUUACUGUACAGUGUUUCAAAGAGCAGAUGGGUUCAUGCAUCCACUCUAUAACGAUGCCUUUGUGAUGAAAAUAUUAUUUUUUAAUCAUUUAAAAAAUUAUUUUUAUUUGUGUUUUGUUUAGUUUUUUGUUCUUUCUAUGGGCUGAACUGAACUUUUGCAUUUGUUUAAUGUACAGAGAUGUUAUUUAUGUGUCUCUAAAUUAAGCUCAAUCUCCAUCAGACAUACUAGAUCAUUUAUGGCUUUAUUUAAUGGUUUUGGUACAUUUUCUAAAUCCAGUGUUGGGGGGUUGAAAACAACCUUCUGAGAGUGUUGAGAGAGAAUAUUUUUCUCUAUUCGACUGGAAAUGUAGCAUUGUGCAUUUGCAUUAAGUUGUCUUUCAUAUUAAUGUGGUUAAUCUGGUUAAAAUUGACCUUUUCUCUAUAGUGUCAGGGGGAGGGCUGUGUCCCUUUUUAAAUCCAUCCAUCUAUUUAUUGAGUAAGAGGAUGUCUCCUCCAUUGCUUUAGUGUCCCUUCUGCCAAACUAAAAGCAUGCUCUAUGCUCUAUCCCUUACAGAGAACAUUACACACAGUAUAUGGGUUUUAGUGCCAUGAGGCUGGGCUUUGGACGCUUGACUCAGUUUAAUGCCUCCCUUCCCUCCGCCAACUUUCCGCCCAAUAUUAAAACGCCUCAGUCUAUAAUUGAGCAUAUUUACAAUCACAGUGUGAUGGUUUUAUCGGGUAUCGUCUAUUGUUUUUUUUGUUAGUUCUCUUUUAAUUAAGUUUAUUUGAUUAAUUUUCUUUUGUUUUUUUGCACAGGCGUAAUAUGUAAAGUUUAUAUAAACACCUAGAUGCAUACAGAUGAGCUUACAGCACACCGUUUGGGUGUAAUGCACUUUGGUCUUUUGUUAAUUUGUUGUUUUAUCAUCCACUGGAAGUGUGUUCAUUAAAUGAGGGUGACUCAGGAAAUGUGUUUUUUUGCAAAGCAGCUUAGUCACCUUAGUCAACUUAGUCAAAAGCAUUUGCCCUUCGCUCUUAAUUGCUGUUCUUCAUAAACUUACGACUGUGAUGCAUGUGCUGAUUGCAGAGUUAACCUGCUAUUCACUAUAAACUUUGGUUACAUCUUAAGGGUAAUUAUAUACAGUAAUACCUAUAAACUGCAAAGGAAAAUGUUGCAAACUUGCUGAGUUAUUCUUAAGUGAUGGCCAUAUGGUGGAGGUGUCCUCUCUUAUCCACAUUGGACUGGUGUGGCUACAGGUUUUUUUAUUCCAGCCUCUCAGAAGCUUGUAGAAUCAGGUGGAAUCAGAUAAACUGCUGGUUGUUAAGAAUAAAAACCAGCAGCCACCCCGGCGCUUUUGAUUAUGAGAUAGGACUUCUCUGGCAUAAGGAAUGCAAAUCUGGCACCACUAGCUGUUGCUCUAAAUUUUCAAUUAAGCACAUUUGAACAUUUUUUCUGAUAGAUUUGCAUUCUGAGUUGUUUAAGAAGUAUUUGGUUUGAUCAGAAGUAGUUUGAGAGAACAUUUGACAAGGCUUGACCACACAUUCCCAAUCUAACCAUUACAAACAUCCUCCAGUAUUGAAUUAACAUGAAACGAGAUGCAUCAUUGCUUCUUGCCACGACUCCAUGUCUGUUGUAGGUGAAAAUGCUAAAAUCAGGAGUACGUUUCUGGAAGGUACUGCCCAUGCUCUGGGGUUUUCUCAAAGACUCUUUUGAUGAAGAUGAAGAUGAUGCACCAGCUGAAUUUGCUCUUUGUCUAUCGUCUGGGCAGAAGCUGGACUGUGUGACUGAUGACUGUUUGUGUCACUAAUUUCUUCCAGUGCAUCAACGGGAAUGUCUGCCACUGAUGUAUGCAUAUAAGAAGUUCGGUACGGCCUUUUUUCUUUUCUAUUUUACUUUUUUUUUUAUCACGAGUGGAUGAUCCAGAGCCUCUCCUGAUGUUGUCUCUCUUUUUUAAUAAUUGAGGCUCUGGAUCGGCUAUGAUUUCUGUUUUGUCAGAUGCUUUACUGCUUUGUUUGUGUGUUGUUUUUUUGUAUUUAAAAUGUCGAUGCUGAGACAUUAUUGCAUUAUUUCAAUAAAAGAGAUCAGCUAUUAAAGCA